Molecule: messenger RNA, 4554 nt
Organism: Nothobranchius furzeri (turquoise killifish)
Lineage: Eukaryota; Metazoa; Chordata; Actinopteri; Cyprinodontiformes; Nothobranchiidae
Gene: septin6
Product: septin 6
Biological process (GO): cytoskeleton-dependent cytokinesis; intracellular protein localization; cilium assembly
Cellular component (GO): septin complex; microtubule cytoskeleton; septin ring
Molecular function (GO): GTP binding; GTPase activity; molecular adaptor activity
Source: RefSeq, a predicted model, not a curated record
GGUUUUAACAGAUACAUAUGUAUUGUCAUUGGAAGUUCAGCUACUACCUUUAUAAGAAAUGCGACAUACUUUGAUAAAAUGGUACAUUUCAAGCAGGCCAGGUUUCAGCGUAGCGGCGCAGCUUCCUUUGCUGAAGUCAGAGCGACAGUGGGUUCGUCCUCCGGCUACUAACACUCACCAUGGCGUCAACUGAGAUAGCAAGGCAAGCCGGUGAAGGAGUUCGGGCUGUGCCUCUGGCCGGCCAUGUUGGUUUUGAUAGCAUGCCUGACCAGUUGGUCAACAAGUCUGUCAACCGUGGCUUCUGCUUUAACAUCCUCUGCGUUGGUGAGACGGGCCUGGGGAAGUCCACUCUGAUGGACACCCUGUUCAACACCAAGUUUGAGGGAGAACCCACUCAGCACAACCAGCCCGGCGUCACGCUGAAGUCCAACACCUACGAACUCCAGGAGAGUAACGUGCGCCUCAAACUGACCGUUGUCAACACCGUGGGCUUCGGAGACCAGAUCAAUAAGGAGGACAGUUACAAAUCAAUCGUGGAGUUCAUUGAUACCCAGUUUGAAGCGUACCUACAGGAGGAGUUGAAAAUCAAGCGCACGCUACACAGCUACCACGACACCCGCAUCCACGCCUGCCUGUACUUCAUCGCUCCGACGGGACACUCUCUGAAAUCCCUGGACCUGGUGACCAUGAAGAAGCUUGAUAGCAAGGUCAACAUUGUCCCGAUUGUCGCCAAGUCAGACGCCAUCUCCAAGAGUGAACUGGCCAAGUUCAAAAUCAAAAUCACCAGUGAGCUGGUCAGCAAUGGAGUCCAGAUCUACCAGUUCCCCACUGAUGAUGAAUCCGUGGCGGAAAUCAACUCCACCAUGAACAGCCAUUUGCCCUUUGCUGUGGUGGGGAGCACAGAGGAAGUGAAGAUCGGGAAUAAGAUGGUGAAGGCCCGGCAGUACCCCUGGGGGACGGUGCAGGUGGAAAAUGAAAAUCACUGUGACUUUGUCAAACUGCGAGAAAUGCUCAUUAGAGUGAAUAUGGAGGACCUGCGAGAACAGACCCACACACGCCACUACGAGCUGUACCGUCGCUGCAAGCUCGAAGAGAUGGGCUUUAAAGAUACGGAUCCUGACAGCAAACCUUUCAGCCUGCAGGAGACAUACGAGGCAAAGCGGAACGAGUUCAUGGGUGAACUACAGAAGAAGGAAGAGGAAAUGAGACAAAUGUUUGUCCAACGAGUCAAAGAGAAGGAGGCUGAGCUCAAAGAAGCAGAGAAGGAGCUGCACGAGAAGUUUGACCGUCUGAAGAAACUUCAUCAGGACGAGAAGAAGAAACUGGAGGAGAAGAAGAAGUCCCUUGACGAUGAAGUGAACAUGUUCAAGCAGAAGAAAACGGCUGCAGAGCUCUUGCUGAACCAAGCCCAGCAAGCAGGGGGCUCUACCACGCUGAAGAGGGACAAAGAGAGAAAAAAUUAACUCCUCCCACACUUGCUGCAUGCUGCAUGAGGCACCUUGGUCUGCUGAGGAUUCCUGUAGAAACUCCCUUGUGGCAUUCCUGCUGUGAAUGAGCUUCCACCCCCAUCAUCUUACACAGCACCCCCUCCCUCACCUUCACCUGCUCUCACAUAUCCCAUAAUUCCACCCUCCACAUUCCCCUCCUGCUUUGUGGAAGAUGCUGGUCAUUGCUAUGAAUUUGACAUCACUGUUUUGUAUGACGUUAUCCUGAAUGAUGCUUGUUGAGUGGGUGUCGUACGAGCCAUCAUUCCGCGUGAGUCUGUUUUAUACAAAUCUACAAACUGCAUUCCAUUUUUUGUUUUGUACUCUUGUUUUCUUUUGCAUGAUGUGAGCUUUUGUUUUGUAAAUUAACUUACAUGACUACUGAUGUGAUGGGCAGAAAUGUGUUGGGGCUAAAGAGAAACAUCUAAGGCUGGGACUAAAAUAUUAAAAAAGAGCUUUUGGUUGAGUGUUUAAUAUUUUUAUUUCAUUCAUUUUAAAGACUCAGCAACAGUAGAAGAGCUCAAGCAAAAACAACUCUUGCAAUGUUUUUACAUUUUAAUACAAAAUAAAGAAAAAAAUAUAAUCUUGGUCCAAAAGGGGCCAGAUCGUGAAAAAUCUUACCUUUUAGGGCUUUUUACCAUGUAAUUAAAAAAAAAUACCCCCCAACCCGUUUUUGGCUGCAUUCGUGCAUUUUACUGUCUCAGCUACAAGUUUUCAGAUUCUGCGGUAGGACCUGCAGACACGAGGAUGGAAACUUAAGUGCGUCAUCAGGCCUUUCUCUUUCCUGAAGUCAGUCUCGGAUCUGAAACUCGCCUCCCCUGGAAGUAGGUCGCUAACGCCUACUUUCUCCGAGUUGCCAGCAGAGAUUGAUUUCAUCGCUGAAGUUGAGAAUGUUUUAUUCGGACCGUCCUUUCACAGAUGACCUCUUUAAGUCUCUACCGGUACCAGAGUGGAUAUUGUGACAAAGUGCUUCUGCGUUGGGGAUAAAACAGUGCUGUAAAAAGUGUGCAUCCCGUCCACAAAGACGCACGUGAUGGCCAAGCAUAGGACAUGUGUCUUUAUCGACUAUCGUUUUGUGACAGACUUAGUAGCUGAGUCUUUUGUACAUUUGUAAUCCAUCAAAUUUCUUUGCUUGGUUCUUUUUUAAACACAGCGUAGUAAAAGCUGUUUUUACAAAACAAUGCCAUCAAUUCGCUGCCGUAGACUUCUGUUUAUCUUGGACGUAACUUGCUUUUUUGCGAUUGAAGCCGUAAUCUUUACAUUUUUUUGACAAGCCGCUCCAAAAGGUGUCUGUCCCCCACAGUCCCUGUGCAGUCUCCAGGGAUCUGAGCUCCAGCUCUAACGGACAGAAGCUCCAUGAGUGCUGCAGUGCUGUAGUUUGCCGUCUCAGCUGAUUCUGAUAACAAAAGCAAAACUUUCGCCCGUGUUGACUCUUUCAGUAUAGUUGCUGGCCGAAGCUCGGCAUCAACUCCCUACGUCGUCAUGACACCUCCCUCUGUUGCUCCAAGGCGCAAUCGCCUUUUAUAAGGCAGGCCAUUACCACAAUAUUACUACCAAGCGAGAUGGAAUGAGUGCCGCAAAACUUGCGUAACGCCUUGCCGGCACGGCGCAUUUCCACAGCACACCUUUGCAGUAUUAUUACGCCGAUUUGCCGGCAUGGUGUGUCUUGUAAAAAGGUCUAAAGAUUUGAAAAUAGAAAAAAUGCUGCAAGUGCUGCAGGGGUGUAAGAAAUUUUAUCUGGUGCUCUCACUGGUGCUCUGGGCUCAAAAUGUUUGUAGGUUCUCUCACUUUCAUGUUAAGAAGGCUAAUCAGUGACACCUGCAAGUUUCGGCUAACACUGUAGCCUUCCUCAGAGCACCGCCGAUGUUGGUGGUCCUUUUCCGUUUCAUGGGAUAUCGUCAUCGGUGAGGAGGGUGGCGGCAGUGGAAGGCGACAUAGUCCUCUACUGCCCGCAGAUAAAUGGAGAGCGAAGUGACGCCACCAACAUCGGUGGUGCUCUGAGGAAGGUUACAGUGUUACAAACAAACAAAUCUUUACUAUGAUGUGUUUAGAAAUGAACAAAUCAAUGGGAUUUGGUGGUCUAGUGGUUAGAGUAAUUGGCAUGCUGUUUUUGCACCGGUUCGACUCCCAGUCUCUGCAGUAACUUUUUUAACUUGCCACUCUUCAGUUUUUAGCCCUUCGUUGGUAAACUGUUUAAAAUAGAAGGACUUUGUUCAUUUAGCCAGUGAGAGUCCAUGUGAGGUGAGCAGAGUAAAUCAACUAAAAUGCUUCUUGGAAAUGACUAAAUUCAAAGAUAUUUAAAGACAAAAUAUUUAGCUGAAAAUAUUCUAUUAAACUAAAAUCUGAAACAUGAAGUCUACUUCAGCUGGCUACAUAAAUUACUGUUGAGACUGAGUCGAACCGGCAUCAGCACAUGUUAAGACAAGAGGAAAGGCAGAUACUUUAACCACUGGACUACCAAGGUCAAUUCAACAGCAGGCUGUUGUAGGUGCAUUUUGUCAGAGCGAGCAUGGAUAUCAGCCCAGGCUGACAAAAAUAACACAUAUCUCAAUAGUGUCGAUGAUCAUUUUUUAAAUCAUCUAUUGUUCCUACAUUUGCUCUCAAAGGUUUAAAAUAGCAUGAUCUGGCUCCUUUAAAGACUGCAACAGUAGGAGUUCAGGCAAAACAUUUUUUACAUUUUCAAUAUAAAAUAAAGGAAAAAAAUUGGAAUUUAGUCUUAAAACUUAAAGUGUCAUCUAAUUAUUAAUUCAGACAUAACUAAUUCCUGAUGUUUACCUUUAGCCCAAUGCAUGAGUAGAUAUAAGCCUGAUCUUUUUACCACUUCUCCCAUACCUCAUUCACUGUCGUGUCAUAAUAUUGCUUGUAUUAGCUUUUAUAUUUGCACUUUGUUUUAUACCCAAAUGUGAUAUUUUUUCUACAUAUAUGUCAGUGCAAUUGUGACUUUCUUUUUUGUACUUUUCAUGAGGGCACAAUUGAAGUCAGAUCCUGAUGUGUCUGUUGUCCUGACAGGAACAGCUGUUAUUUGUAUCAGUUUUAGAAGAAAAUAAAGGGCAAUUUUUCCUAAAAAUGA